GCUGGAGAGGCGGAGGCGGCUCCAGGCGCUGGGAGUGGAAGGAGGAGCGGGAGAGCGCGAGGGAGAGGGAGGGGGCGGAGUAGGGGGAAAGGGAAAGAGGCUAAUUCAAAAAGGGUACUGGAGGGAAGCGCGCACGGGCGGUGCGCUGCGGAGAACCAACUCGCGGCGGGAGCUUGGGUCUUCUCUAGGCGCCAAGAGGUCCCUAACCUGGGCUGGAACCUUGCCCUGCACAGGCAGCUGCUACCCUCCAUGUGAAAGGCAGAAAAUAAAAUGAAGAUUUUUCAGUGCAAGAUGCGGUACUGGCUGCUUCCAGCUCUUUUGGCAGUUGCGUAUUUCUGCACCAUUGUCCAGGGUCAAGUGGCUCCACCUACAAGGUUAAGAUAUAAUGUAUUAUCCCAUGACAGUAUACAGAUUUCAUGGAAAGCUCCAAGAGGGAAAUUUAGUGGAUACAAACUUCUUGUGACUCCAGCUUCAGGUGGAAAAACUAAUCAGUUGAAUCUCCAGAACACUGCAACUAAAGCAAUUAUUCAAGGUCUUAUGCCGGACCAGAAUUACACAGUUCAAAUUAUUGCGUACCAUAAAGACAAAGAAAGCAAGCCGGCUCAAGGCCAAUUCAGAAUUAAAGAUUUAGAAAAAAGAAAGGAUCCAAAGCCCAGAGGCAAGAUUGUGGACAAAGGAAAUGGGAGUAAAGCAUCUUCACCAGACGAAGUGAAAUUUUUCUGUCAAACUCCAGCCAUUGCUGACAUUGUAAUCCUGGUUGAUGGUUCAUGGAGUAUUGGAAGAUUUAACUUCAGACUGGUUCGUCUUUUCUUGGAAAACCUGGUUACAGCAUUCAAUGUGGGCUCAGAAAAGACACGAAUCGGUCUUGCACAGUAUAGUGGUGACCCCAGAAUAGAAUGGCACUUGAAUGCCUUCAGCACAAAGGAUGAGGUGAUUGAAGCUGUCCGAAACCUUCCAUACAAGGGAGGAAAUACACUCACAGGUCUUGCUUUGAACUACAUUUUUGAAAAUAGCUUUAAACCAGAAGCAGGAUCAAGGACUGGAGUAUCCAAAAUUGGCAUUUUAAUCACAGAUGGAAAAUCCCAAGAUGAUAUUAUUCCACCAUCUAGAAACCUUCGUGAGUCUGGUGUAGAACUGUUUGCCAUAGGGGUGAAAAAUGCGGACCUGAAUGAACUGCAGGAGAUCGCCUCGGAACCAGACAGCACCCACGUGUACAACGUUGCUGAAUUUGACCUGAUGCACACGGUUGUGGAGAGUCUGACGAGGACUGUCUGCUCCAGAGUGGAAGAACAGGACAGGGAAAUUAAAGCCUCAGCCCUCGCCACCAUUGGGCCACCUACAGAGUUGAUUACUUCUGAAGUCACUGCCAGAAGCUUUAUGGUUAACUGGACUCAUGCCCCAGGAAAAGUGGAAAAAUACAGAGUUGUGUAUUAUCCCACCAGAGGUGGAAAACCAGAGGAGGUGGUGGUGGAUGGAAGCGUAUCUUCCACAGUGUUGAAAAACUUGAUGUCUUUAACUGAGUAUCAGAUAGCAGUCUUUGCAAUAUAUGCCCACACUGCUAGCGAAGGCCUACGGGGAACUGAAACUACACUUUCCUUGCCCAUGGCAUCCGACCUUGAACUGUACGAUGUGACGGAGAACAGUCUGCGGGUCAGAUGGGAUGCAGUGCCUGGGGCCUCAGGGUACCUGAUCCUUUAUGCUCCUCUAACAGAGGGUCUGGCUGGGGAUGAAAAAGAGAUGAAAAUUGGAGAGACCCACACAGAUAUUGAAUUGAGUGACUUGUUGCCCAAUACCGAAUACACAGUCACGGUUUAUGCCAUGUUUGGAGAAGAGGCCAGCGAUCCUGUUACAGGACAAGAAACAACAUUGCCUUUAAAUCCACCAAGAAACCUGAGAAUCUCCAAUGUUGGCUCUAACAGUGCUCGAUUAACCUGGGACCCAACUUCAAGAAAGAUCAUUGGUUAUCGAAUUGUGUAUAAUAAUGCAGACGGCACUGAAAUCAAUGAGGUUGAAGUUGAUCCUGUUACUACAUUCCCUCUGAAAGGCUUGACACCCCUCACAGAGUACACUGUUUCCAUUUUCUCCAUCUAUGAUGAAGGGCAGUCGGAGCCCCUGACCGGGAUUUUCACCACAGAGGAGGUUCCAGCCCAGCAAUACUUGGAAAUUGAUGAGGUGACGACAGACAGUUUUAGGGUGACCUGGCAUCCCCUUUCUGUUGAAGAAGGGCUACACAAGUUGAUGUGGAUUCCAGUCUACGGGGGGAAGACUGAGGAGGUUGCCUUAAAAGAAGAGCAGGACUCAUAUGUCAUUGAAGGCCUGGAGCCUGGCACGGAGUAUGAAGUUUCACUGUUGGCUGUGCUUGACGAUGGGAGUGAGAGUGAGGUGGUAACUGCGGUUGGGACCACACUUGACAGUGUUUGGACAGAACCAGCUACAACCAUAGUACCUACCAGCCCUGUGACUUCAGUUUUCCAGACAGGAAUCAGAAACCUGGUUGUAGGUGAUGAAACCACUUCUAGCCUGCGGGUAAAAUGGGACAUUUCUGACAGCAACGUGCAGCAGUUUAGGGUGACCUACCUGACAGCUCAAGGGGACCCUGCGGAAGAAGUGGUAGGAAUGGUUAUGGUGCCUGGAAGCCAGAACAAUCUCCUUCUGAAGCCUCUGCUUCCCGACACUGAAUACAAAGUCACGGUGACUCCCAUCUACACGGACGGAGAAGGCGUCAGUGUCUCUGCCCCUGGAAAAACCUUGCCCUCCUCUGCUCCCCAAAACUUACGGGUGUCAGAGGAAUGGUAUAACCGGUUGAGAAUUACAUGGGAUCCACCAUCUGCCCCCGUAAAGGGCUAUAGGGUUGUCUACAAACCCGUCAGUGUUCCAGGCCCAACACUGGAAACUUUUGUGGGAGCUGACAUUAACACCAUUCUUAUCACAAACCUCCUCAGCGGAAUGGAUUACAACGUGAAAAUAUUUGCCUCCCAGGCCUCCGGCUUCAGCGAUGCCCUGUCAGGCCUGGUGAAGACAUGGUUCUUGGGUGUGACCAAUCUCCAAGCCAACCAGAUUGAAAUGACCAGCUUGUGUGCUCAGUGGCAGAUGCAGCGUCAUGCCACAGCCUAUAGGAUAGUUAUAGAAUCCCGCCAGGAUCCACAAAAGCGAGAAUCCACUGUGGGUGGAGGGACAACCAGGCAUUGCUUCUAUGGCCUCCAGCCUGACACAGAAUACAAAAUCAGUGUUUACACAAAGCUCCAGGAGAUCGAGGGACCUAGUGUGAGCAUAAUGGAAAAAACACAGUCACUUCCUACUGAACCACCAACUUUUCCUCCAACUAUUCCACCAGCAAAAGAAGUAUGUAAAGCUGCAAAGGCAGAUCUGGUGUUUAUGGUGGAUGGAUCGUGGAGCAUUGGAGAUGAUAAUUUCAAUAAGAUCAUCAACUUUCUGUAUAGCACUGUUGGAGCCCUGAACAAAAUUGGCACAGAUGGAACUCAGGUUGCAAUGGUUCAAUUCACUGAUGAUCCCAGAACAGAAUUUAAACUUGAUGCUUACAAAACCAAAGAGACUCUUCUUGAUGCAAUUAAACACAUUUCAUACAAAGGAGGAAAUACAAAAACGGGAAAAGCAAUUAAGCAUGUUCGAGAUAACUUGUUUACUGCAGAGUCAGGCACAAGAAGAGGCAUCCCGAAGGUUAUUGUGGUUAUAACUGAUGGAAGAUCACAAGAUGAUGUGAACAAAAUCUCCAGGGAGAUGCAAUUAGAGGGCUACAGCAUUUUUGCCAUUGGUGUGGCUGAUGCAGAUUACUCGGAGUUGGUUAGCAUUGGCAGUAAGCCCAGUGCACGCCAUGUCUUCUUUGUGGAUGACUUUGACGCCUUUAGGAAAAUUGAAGAUGAGUUAAUUACUUUUGUCUGCGAAACCGCAUCAGCAACCUGCCCACUGGUGCACAAGGAUGGCAUUGAUCUUGCAGGAUUUAAGAUGAUGGAAAUGUUUGGUUUGGUAGAAAAGGAUUUUUCCUCAGUGGAAGGGGUUUCCAUGGAGCCUGGUACCUUCAACCUGUAUCCAUGUUACCAACUCCAUGAAGAUGCCCUGGUUUCCCAGCCAACCAAAUACUUGCAUCCAGAAGGAUUGCCCUCUGACUACACAAUCAGUUUUCUAUUCCGAAUUCUUCCUAAUACUCCCCAGGAGCCAUUUGCUCUUUGGGAGAUUUUGAAUAAAAAUUCUGACCCACUGGUUGGAGUCAUUUUAGAUAAUGGUGGGAAAACCCUAACAUAUUUCAACUAUGACCACAGUGGGGACUUUCAAACUGCUACUUUUGAAGGACCUGAAAUUAGAAAAAUUUUCUAUGGAAGUUUUCAUAAGCUACACAUUGUUGUCAGUGAGACUUUGGCCAGAGUGGUCAUUGACUGCAAGCAAGUGGGUGAGAAAGCAAUUAAUGCAUCGGCUAAUAUCACAUCGGAUGGUGUUGAAGUUCUAGGGAGAAUGGUUCGAUCAAGAGGACCAAAUGGAAACUCUGCACCAUUCCAGUUACAGAUGUUUGAUAUUGUUUGCUCCACAUCAUGGGCCAAUAAAGACCAAUGCUGUGAACUUCCAGGCCUGAGGGAUGACGAGUCCUGCCCAGACCUUCCACAUUCCUGCUCCUGUUCUGAAACCAAUGAAGUGGCCCUGGGACCAGCAGGCCCACCAGGUGGUCCAGGACUCCGAGGACCAAAAGGGCAACAAGGUGAACCAGGCCCAAAGGGACCAGAUGGCCCUAGGGGUGAAACGGGCCCUCCAGGACCUCAGGGGCCCCCUGGACCCCAAGGACCAAGUGGUCUGUCCAUUCAAGGAAUGCCUGGAAUGACAGGUGACAAAGGAGAGAAAGGAGAUACUGGCCCUCCUGGUCCACAGGGUAUCCCAGGAGGCGUUGGUUCACCAGGACGUGAUGGUUCACCAGGCCAGAGGGGCUUUCCAGGAAAGGAUGGUUCCUCUGGCCCUCCAGGACCACCAGGGCCAAUUGGCAUUCCUGGAGCUCCAGGGGUCCCAGGGAUUACAGGAAGCAUGGGACCACAAGGUGCUCUGGGACCGCCUGGUGUCCCUGGACCAAAGGGAGAACGAGGAGAACGAGGUGACCUGCAGUCUCAAGCCAUGGUGAGAGCAGUGGCACGUCAAGUAUGUGAACAGCUCAUCCAGAGUCACAUGGCCAGGUACACAGCCAUCCUCAACCAGAUUCCCAGCCACUCCUCAUCCACCCGGACCAUCCAGGGGCCUCCUGGGGAGCCUGGGAGACCAGGCUCACCUGGAGCCCCUGGUGAACAAGGACCCCCAGGCACACCAGGCUUCCCAGGAAAUGCAGGCAUGCCAGGAUCCCCAGGAGAACGAGGUCUAACUGGUAUCAAGGGAGAAAAAGGAAGUCCAGGUGUUGGAACUCAAGGUCCAAGAGGCCCUCCUGGACCAGCAGGACCUUCAGGGGAGAGUCGGCCUGGCAGCCCUGGGCCCCCUGGGUCUCCCGGACCAAGGGGUCCACCAGGUCAUCUGGGGGUGCCUGGACCACAAGGUCCUUCCGGUCAGCCUGGAUAUUGUGACCCGUCAUCAUGUUCUGCCUACGGUGUGGGAGCUUCGCGUCCGGAUCAGCCAGAAUUCACCCCUGUCCAAGAUGAGCUGGAAGCCAUGGAACUGUGGGGCCCCGGGAUCUGAUAACCUCAGGAGAACUUGGAAGGCCAACUGCAAGAACUCUUAAGGAACCUUCUUUGAGAAAAUAUUGUCGUGUGGUUUGUAUGCUACUUCUGGGGGGCUCAUUUCAGCAGCCUAAAUCUCCUCUUUGGAUAAUGUUAAUAUUAUUGUUAUUAACAAAAAAUAUAUUUUUUAAAAAAAUCCCCUUAAUCUAUGACACCGUAGAAAUGAUUUCCCUUUGCUGUUUUAAUGGCAUGCCAGAUAAUUUGUUUUUCCAGAGAAUAGUGCUCAAAGAGGAAUUGGGAAAAAUAAAUGGAACCCUGGAAUCCUUUCUCUCAAGUUCUAAGAUAAACAAAACAGAUAUGAUUGUGUUUGAGGGAAAUGGGGCCCCAGCAGAAAAAGAAUUCAAAGAGAGUCCAAGAUUAUACCAUUUACUCCUACCCCCAUGGGAAUGAUGUUGCUGGUAAGAAAAAAGGGACAUUAUUGGAGAAACUACCUCUUGUUUAAUUGAUCUGUCCAACUCUGAGAUCACUUGGUAACUGGUUUCACGGGUAUCCAAAACUAAAUGUUAGAAUAUAACCUUUCUGAAUCUGGUAAUUUUAAAGGUAGAUUUAGUUUUUUUCAGUGGUUUUUCACUGAUGCAAAAUAAUGACUUUCUACCAGCUCUGAUGCAAAGAGAUCCAAUUUUGAUGAACAAUUUAUCCAGCAUUAUGUUCCAGGGGCUGCCUCUCCUCAUCUACAGGGAUUACUUUGUACAUGAAGAUAAGUUGUUGCAAACCUAUUUCCAUUCUCUUUUGUAAGCAAAUAAAAAUUUAAAACAA
This is a messenger RNA of Lemur catta (Ring-tailed lemur), 6458 nucleotides long. It is a transcript of the gene COL14A1, whose product is annotated as collagen type XIV alpha 1 chain. The record is from RefSeq and is a predicted model, not a curated record. Bases 271 to 5661 code for a protein of 1796 amino acids. NCBI's taxonomy places the organism in Eukaryota, Metazoa, Chordata, Mammalia, Primates, Lemuridae. Gene Ontology annotation, molecular function: protein binding. Gene Ontology annotation, cellular component: interstitial matrix. The transcript has 48 exons.